Oncorhynchus gorbuscha (pink salmon) is the source of this 1060-nucleotide messenger RNA. RefSeq names its product guanylyl cyclase-activating protein 2-like. Bases 1 to 594 code for a protein of 197 amino acids. The record is from RefSeq and is a predicted model, not a curated record. Gene Ontology annotation, cellular component: photoreceptor inner segment; cone photoreceptor outer segment. Gene Ontology annotation, molecular function: calcium sensitive guanylate cyclase activator activity; calcium ion binding. Gene Ontology annotation, biological process: visual perception. Lineage: Eukaryota; Metazoa; Chordata; Actinopteri; Salmoniformes; Salmonidae. The transcript is spliced from 4 exons.
AUGGGACAGACACACCAGACCGAGCAGAAUGACCCGGAGAUCGAUGUCAAGGCACUCCAGGACAUGUACAAAAAGUUUGUGACGGAGUGCCCGAGCGGUGUUUUAUUUAUCCACGAGUUCAAGCGUUUUUUUGGCAUCGACCCAACUGGGGAAGUCUCUGAGUAUGCGGAAAGCAUGUUUCGAGCUUUUGACAAGAAUGGGGAUAACACCAUUGACUUUCUGGAGUUUGUGGCAGCCUUGAAUCUGGUCUUCCGGGGGGACUUGGAGCACAAAUUACGCUGGUCAUUUAAAGUGUACGACAAGGACGGCAACGGCUAUGUAGAUAGGACAGAACUGCGAGCUAUUAUUGAUAGUAUAUAUGGAUUAAAGAAGACAUCCAAGAGAGAGCAGGAGGAUAUGCAGCUGUCGGUGAAUGAAGUGUGUGAUACAAUACUGAAGACUGUGGAUGUGAACAGGGAUGGUAGGUACAUACUCAGUCUGAAUGAGUUCAUCAAGGGGGCCCAGGGAGACCCAUGGAUCAUGAACAUGCUCCAACUGGACAUGAACCCUUAUGGCUGGGUGCUGGAACAGAGAAGGAAGAGCGCACACUUUUAAAAUGACUUGGAAAGACAAAAGCAUCUUCAUUUAACACUUUUCUUGAUUUUUCCCCCUUUUUUUCUUAAACUAAAUUAGGUUCCAAAUCAAUUGCACAUAAUAGGAAACAAUACAUUGCAGAUUCAUUCGGAUUGUUUAAGCUAGUUUUAAUUAUAAGGACAGGAAUGGUUGUGUCGAUUACCUUUCAUAAAUUCCAUGAGAUCUACAUUCUGAGUGAACCUGCAGUGCAGUUUUUCUUCAUCUGUAGAUGACUUAAUUGGGUCGUUAAAACAAUGUCAGUUCCACUUGAACUACUUUGCAGAUAUGAAACAAACAGACAAUCGUAAUAUCAAUACAAAAUAUAAAACUCCCAGUUCAUGCUACAAAACCAACUUAAGAGGUUUUAAAAAUAGGGUAUAUUUCACUCAAAAUUCCAUGACAUACAGUAAGGCAUUGUUGGGAGAAUAGAUGGAUGCAGUUCAAUGCA